CAAUUUGUGGGACUCACAAAUUGCGCGUUCUCAAAUCGCCCUUGUGCUACUAGAGCCCAAGACACGAGUGCCGCGCUCAUAGAGCACUAGCCUUUCCGUAGCUGAUGUACAUUCUCUGUCCCCGCUUUUGUACUUGUUCACAUUGUUCGCUUCCGUCUACUUCGCUGCACGGCACUUCCCCGCUCUACUUCCCAGAAACGAGUCACAAUUAGCAACUGUUUUGGCCUCGAUAGCCUGUGACGACGCCAAAAAAAAAAAAAAAGCACGGAAAGGGUGACGUCAGCGAAAUCUUCCAAAAUGGCUGAGCAGACCCAACUUUUGCCUAGGAUGAUCGAGGAGGUGGAGGAGGUGUCGAUAUUGGUAGAGUCACGAAAUGGCGACAACGCUGCGAGACAACCGGCAACAGCUGACGGAAUCGUCGAGUCGAUAACCGACGUCGCAGGGAGGCCGCAAGGCGAAAGCGACGGCGCGGCCGACAGCGACGACGAAACCGCAUGCGAACGGGGAUUCGCCGGCGACCGGCAGAGUUCAUUACAAGAUACUACCAGCAAACCGUCAGAUGACACGUCAGCAGACGGUGACAUUGGGCGGAAUGGGCUGUUGUACGACACCAACAGCUCAAUGCCGAUGCUUUGCGACCCAGACAACAAAGUCGCAGGCGAAGCCAGCGACGACGGUGGCGACGACGACAGCAAUUCGCGUAAACAGUUCGCGAGCUCUCUUUCAGGAAUAAGCGCCGCGAGCGGCGGAAGCGGAAGUGGAAGCGGGAGCGGGCGCGGCGAGGACACGGACGGGAAAGGGAAAGACAUCGAGGCGCCAAUCCGCGUGCGACGCGGGGACUUCGACAUCAAUCACGAGAACCACUACGUGAUCGUGAUUCACGGGACGUUCGACGCGCCGCCGGCGGACGGCGCGCCGACGUGGUACCAGCCGCCGGCGCCCGGCGAGCAGAACUUCUGCCGCAAGCUGAGCCGGCUGCUGGCGGGGGGACCCAUCGGGGAGGACGCCAUCUGGCGCGAGCUGCCGUGCUCCGCGCUCCCGGGAAUACCGUAUCCGUUCCACUGGGACGGCACCAACACGCACGCCGGCCGCGUCACGGCCGCCAUGAAGCUGCACAAUCUAAUCGACCAAAUCGCUCAAAACGACCCCGCAGCUCGGAUCCACUUAGUGGCGCAUUCUCACGGUGGCAAUGUCAUGCUCAAGACAGUAGAACUGUACAUGGCGAAGCUGGGCCGGCGGCAGAAGGACGAGUGGCACCCGGCGGUGGCUGAGCGGUUCUGGGUGGCGCACCGGCGGAGCUACGAUCUGAUCAAGAAGUGGCGGAAAAUCGACUUGCGCGGGUCGUGGUGGCGCUUCUUCCCCUUCCUUGUUGUGUUCCGAGGCUUCAACGGCCAGAAGGCAGUGAAGGUGAAAGAGCAGUACCCCUGGGCGUACCACCAGGGGCUGGACUCGUUUCUGAGGCUGCCAGCAGUGCGGCAGCGGCGCUUCCUGGCCUUCCGCCACGCCACCUCGCCCAUCACCAACGCCCUCGGCGCCCUCGUGUUCCUUGGCACGCCCUUCUACAUCAAGAAGUGGCAGAAGAAUGGGCUGCUGUGGUUCGCGGUGUCAACGAUGAUGUCCGUGGUCAUCAUGUACAUCUUCAUCAUCGCCUACACGUCCUUCUGGCAGAUCAUCGUGCUACUGAUCGCUGGCAGACCAGAGGAUUUUUACUCCCGCUCUGGUCCUCACUUCUUCAUCGCAACGGGCAUCAUGCUGCUCGUACUUGUGAAGCAGAUCAUGGAUGCUGUGGGAAACACGGUGUUCUACAGUGGCAAUCUCUACCACAACCCGGCCUUUGAUUGGUCACCUGCCAUGUCGGCUCUCGUCAUUCAUGCGGGCAAGCUAGACGAGGCCAGUCUCGCCCUUUCCAUGGAGCCAAUCACGCGUGCCUACGUCUUCCCCCACCUGACAAAACUCCUGAAGCAGACCCCCUGGGCGCCCUUCCCCAAGGCCCCCACGCGCUACGCCCGCCAGGUGGACUGGUGGGCGUAUCUGUUCAACUGCACCAUCAUCCUCGUGUGGGACACACUCUUUUUUCUACCCGCUGCCAUCAUGUCCGUGUUGUCACACAUCGUCGCGCCGAUCGUCACCGGAACGAUCCAGAAGAUGGUUGUUACGAUCAGCUUCGGGCUGUCGCCGGGGGAUCUGAACAACGCGUACAUCUAUGUGGACGAGCAGUUGGAUUUGGACCUCGCCUCGCAGCAAGUUGACCAAUGGAACGUUCAGAAACUGUUGGCUGAAGCCAAGACCAAGUCGCUCAAGGGCGAGCUGAUGCCCGGCUAUGAGGACGACACCGUAGAGAAGCCUGAGUGGAUGGAGCCCGUUCAUCCCCACCCCCACCCCGCGCGCUCCCCCCUUGGCUCCCCCCGUGGCACUCCCGGCACACCGAACGAGGAAGGCGAAACAGCCACCGCAGAAGCAGCAGAGUCAAGUGCUGCUGCGUUCAGUCGCACGGGGAGCGCGCUGCGGAAGCGAAGGGGGUUCCGGGAUGUGGUGAUGAGGCACGCAGCAGCAAGUGAGAGCAGCAUGAUGGGGGGCAGAGGGGUGCGCCUGUCGACUCUGGCUGCUGUGGCUGAAGCAGCAGCGGUUGAAGCAGCGGCCGUGAAAGCAGGAGAGGCAGAAAUACCUGCGGCAGGAAAUGAGUGGGAGGGCAAGGAAGCAGGUGCUGUGGAUGCAGCUGCUGAGGCAUUUGAAAAGAAGGGAGUUGCAGGUUCAGAUCAAUCUGGUCCGGUUCCAUGCCGCGUGUCGUUUGAGGGCAAGCUUUCCCGAUCGCUCACAAGUGACGAGAAGGCAUCGCUUGAGAAAGAGGAGGAAGCAGCUUCAGCGAAAGCAGCUGCUGCGGUCGAGAAGGUGGAGGAGGCUUCCGUGGAGGUUCCUGCUGCUGUUAGUUCUGCUGGUGCCACAACUGCUCCUGCCACUGGUGCUGCUACAACUGCUGCUACAACUGGUGCUACCGCUGUGUUUGCCAGUGUAUCUGGUGCUUCUGACACCGCCCCUUCGAGCGCAGGCGUAGCUGCUUCACAGGAGUCAGAGGACCCCCAAGACCAGGAGAGGGAGAAGCUGGUCUACGAUUUUCUGUGGGAUGACAAGGAGCUCUCCCUCCUGGCAGAGCAGUCGCAGACGUUCCAGCGGCUCAAGUCCCAGAUGGCCACCAUCGGGCGCAACCCGCGGCUGAGCGAGCGCGAGUUUGAGCGCCAGCUGCAGCAGCUGUGUGUGAUGAUUGAGGAGCGCAUGGGUGAGCUGACGGGGCGAUUUGACCUCAACCACGGCGCGUACUUCCGCGACCCGCGCAUCCUGCGAGUCAUAGCCCACUUCAUUGAGAAGCGCGAGCUGCCCGAGUGGUCCAAGGGGAUUGAUGGGGAUAUUUGGCGGUGGAACGAGCACUUAGCUAAGAUCCAGUCGAUGCAACUGCUGCAGAUGGCAGCGGGGGGAGCGGGAGAAGGGGGAGGAUUAGGAGGAGGGACGGGGGGAGGUGAUGGCUCUCUGGCCGAGGAGGGCAAGAGCAAUGCUGCUCGGCUCAAGUCGUUGCUUAAGAGCAUUCGAGGCGGGAGCAUGAGGGAGGGGAGGAGCUCCAAGUCGCUCUCAGCACACCUUGGGGAAAUAUCUGAGCUUGCUGGUGGGGCAAGAGGUUUAGCAGAGGGGCUGUUAGGUUCGGCGGGGAGCUUCAACAGUCGGUCCCGGAGCAAGGCAGUUAGCUUCAGCAUGCAGGGGGUGUCUCUCCCGAACCUGCAUCCCGAGGCUAUCGCAGCUCCGGUUCGGAAGUUAGGUUCGUCGGUCCGAACCACUGUUGCGUCUACAGUGGUGUCUACAGUGAACGCUACAACGCAGAUUGCAGACUCGGUAUUUUCGGGGCGAAUGCCGCAACAGCAGAGGGGGGUGGUGGGAACUGGAGGGCAGGGCAAUGUACAGCUAAUUACUGAUGGCAGUUCUGGUGGCAGCAACAGCGAAGGUGCUAGUGGGACGGCAGUCAGCCAUGAAGGGGCUGGGGAAACAAAAAUGAGCAGAACACAGACGAGUGAGGGUGAGCCGGUGGUGCAGAGGAGCGGGGAGAAAGAGAUGCACCUGAUGCACCGCUCCCUGUCUGCGUCUGGCAUCUAAGGCGGUGCCAUGGCGCAAAAACAAAGGGGGGGGGGGGGGGGGGGGGGGGGACUUGGUUAGGGGGAGAGGGGAGGGCUUGCAUGUGAAAUAAAUCGUCUGGUGUUGCAGGAGACUAAGUAUAGAAUCUGCUAACACGAGUACUUAACCAAGGAUCUUUGCUGGAAUGGUAGACUAGUAAGACAGCGGAAGUCUUGUCAGAGUGAACCUGAGCACAUGAACUUGUGGGUAGUCGAAGGUUGAAUAACCUGAGCACAUAAUUCUGUGUUAAGUCAAGGUUAAUAAUAGAAAGGCAUUACA
Molecule: messenger RNA, 4434 nt
Organism: Closterium sp. NIES-67
Lineage: Eukaryota; Viridiplantae; Streptophyta; Zygnematophyceae; Desmidiales; Closteriaceae
Source: the annotation of a GenBank genome assembly